UCAAAAGGAAACGCAUUACUGCUUCACGGCAGAAAUAGGCAGGGUGGUAUUACCUACCCAUGCGAACUCACAAGACAGUACAUAUUUGUUUAGAUUGGUAUCUGCCUGUGGGAUUCCAACACCGCUGCAUAUGUAUGCACUGGGCGUCUUAUCCUUUAGGCCACGACGACUUCAAAUUAUGAGAUAGUUUCCUUCUUUCCCUAUUUAUUAGAUUAUAUCAUAACGUCCAGAAAUAAUUACACAAUUUCUAUAAUAUAAUAUAGUUUCCUUACUAUCACAAACCUUAUCCUCACGCUCGGUACUUUAUCUUUAAAAUCUUAUCUGAUGAUAUCUCGACGAUCGGAACAACACUUAUCACAGCGUCUGCAUAAUCAUUUCAACAUAAAUAUGAUCGAUCGUUGCAAUGAAUUGCAUAUUGUAGGACACAUCCCCUGAGUGUUUGUGUUAAAAUGUUGAAAUUGUUAAUCAUAUUGAGCACUCUGCUAUUCGAUUGCUGUCAUGUUACAAACGCCACUCUCCAAGAAUUACAGCAAACACAGCUGCCAUCCCUGACCGAGCGGAUGAACCAAAUGAUCAGUUCCCUGUACAGUCCAGCUUCGAAAUCGCAGCUGUCAACUACGUCAUCAGUAUCAACAGACUCCCCGUCUACAUCUACGAAUGAGUCACCCACAUACUCUUACCCAGCGGGCUCCCCACAGCUAGUUUUUUUCACACCACCAGCUCCAGUAUUCCCACCUUCAACUCCAUUGUAUUUAGAUCCCGGAAUGCAACCAGUUGAUUACGGAUUUCCUGGAGUCUCCAAUGCAUAUCCAAGAUCGGUGUUUCCAGUACCAUACGGCUAUGACUUAGGCUAUCACCCCGUUUACCCUCCUUACCCUUAUCCUCCACCUUAUCCAUACCCUCCAGUACCAAAGCCUAAUGAUUUUUAUCCGUAUCCGGAUUAUUCGCAACCGCAGCAUCGUCCGAAUCCACCACCAACACCCCUACCAUCACCUCCACCUCCUUACCUUGGUCCAUACUCCAAUAUCCCAUCUUACCCACCACAUUAUCAUCCUAUCCCACCUUCGUAUCCAGCUAAUUUUACUCCUUAUCCUCCAAAUCCUUAUCCGAAACCUCAUGACCUAACCCCAUCAACAUCUUAUCCUUAAUUUAUUAAUCUUAAUUAUUGUAGAUUUAAAUAAUUUAUUUUUAUGUAAAUCACAU
Messenger RNA from Bombyx mandarina (wild silkworm), 1203 nucleotides. RefSeq lists its product as uncharacterized. The record is from RefSeq and is a predicted model, not a curated record. Lineage: Eukaryota; Metazoa; Arthropoda; Insecta; Lepidoptera; Bombycidae.